This is a messenger RNA of Penicillium odoratum, 288 nucleotides long. RefSeq lists its product as uncharacterized. Lineage: Eukaryota; Fungi; Ascomycota; Eurotiomycetes; Eurotiales; Aspergillaceae. The transcript is spliced from 2 exons. The record is from RefSeq and is a predicted model, not a curated record. Bases 1 to 288 code for a protein of 95 amino acids.
AUGUCAGAGAUGCAACAGAAAUCUGAAGAGGUUGUCGAUGGCCACCAGUAUAAUACAGAUGACGACAUGAAUAAAGAUGACCAUAAUUCAUCACCCAACAUGGUCUCCCAGGAGGAUCAAACAUCUGGGAGUAACAUGACAUACGAGUCCACGGGUGGCAACAGCACGGAUUUUGACAACCAGAAUGAGCAGAAUACAACCUUUGACGACGACCAUUAUGACCAGGAAGAGCCGAGAGACACAAGGCCAGCAAGGCCUACUAAACAGGAUACUUUGGUUGGCUGCUGA